AUGGCGGAAACUGUACUGGCUCUUCGGAUCAUCAAGACCAUCAUAGGUCUGCUGGGCAUUUUUGACAAUGGUCUGGUCAUCUUGGUCAUAGCCAGAGUGAAAUUCAUGCACUCGAUGACCAACGCCUUCAUCUGCCACCAGGCGGUCAUUGAUCUGGUAGGCUCCCUCCUGUUGCUCCUAGGAAGCAACAUCUCCGAUCCGGAUCCCUUCCCGGAGUCCACGGCAGGAGAGGUGCUGUGUCGGCUGUGGUCCGGGGACGCGCUACUGUGGCUCUUCUUCGUUGUGUCUACGUUCAACCUGCUAGGGCUGACGCUGGAGCGGUACUUCGCCAUCGUCUACCCGCUACGUUACCUCGCCGUCUUUGGGCGACGGACGGCCGCUGGCAUUAUGGUUGCUACCUGGGGCAUUGGCAUUGUCCUUAAGUCCUACUCCUUCCUGAUCUACACGGUGGUGGAUGGAGUCUGCAAGUUUCAGCGCAUCUCUGUAUCUCACUUCAUGGGUCCACUCCUCAUCUGCCUCCAGUACUUCCUCCCAGCCGGUGUGAUGUUCUUCUGCUACAUCCACAUCACUGUGUCUCUGAAGCGUAGCGCCAUGAGGGUAAUUCCCGCCCCCGCUCCUAUCACCAAACCCCAAAGUGACACAGAUGACCGGGCACCGAGCAAGCCCUCCCAAUGUCAAGCCGCCGCCGGACUGGUCGCCAACGACCCACAAAACGCGCUCUACCGUGCCCGCCGCAACACCUUCAAGACCCUGGUCAUCGUCUUUGUGGUUUUCCUGGUGUGCUGGAGCCCAAGCCAGAUCACCUUCUUUAUGUUCAACCUGGGAUGGUUCAAGUUGGAGUUCACAAGCCCUCUGAAUGUCUUUAGUACGACCAUGGUGGCUGCCAACUGUUGUAUCAAUCCCAUCAUCUACAGCUUUCAGUACAACCAGUUCCAGCGAGGCGUCAAGCAGCUUUUCCUUGGCGAGGCAGUGGUCCAGAACAGCUCCAGAACAUCUGAAUCCAAGCGUCAAGCACCCCGUAAUCAUGCCACAAAUUCAACUGCCAACAACUGA
Molecule: messenger RNA, 1053 nt
Organism: Acanthaster planci (crown-of-thorns starfish)
Lineage: Eukaryota; Metazoa; Echinodermata; Asteroidea; Valvatida; Acanthasteridae
Product: cholecystokinin receptor-like
Biological process (GO): G protein-coupled receptor signaling pathway
Cellular component (GO): membrane
Molecular function (GO): G protein-coupled receptor activity
Source: RefSeq, a predicted model, not a curated record